AUGGAGAAGUCAAGUUCAGCCAACCCACUCUUCAGUGUGUAUCUGAUUGUCCUGGCCCUCUCUGUAUCCAGGGGCGGCAUAACUGUGAGCCCCAGUUCCCCCGUGAAGGUAGACGAGUCGGCCGGUACCGUGACUCUGACAGUCACGAAUAAUAUGCUCCCGACCGCUGGUUUCUGGGGUUUUACGUCCUUGACAAGUGAUGAAACAGCAACGGCUGGGUCAGACUACACAUCACUCGCUAGUACACUAUCGCAAGUGCCGUCUUCACAGCCAUCAGUUGAUUUGACCGUCAGCAUAACUGAUGAUAAUGAUCUCGACCCCGGUGAAACCUUUCUGCUCAUGCUAAAAGACUUCUUCUCAGGAGAAAGCGACAUCAACGUGACAAUAAGCAUCAAUGACAAUGAACGCGCCCCAGUCGAGCUGAAGCAACCCGGCAACAUCACAGUUAAGGAGGGACAAUUCAACAACAACAUCACAUUGACACUGGAAAGGGCCGAUGCCUCGACCCGCAACUUUACAGUGCACGUACAGCUACAAGCAGGGACUGCCGUACCAGAGCAGGACAUUGCCCACGAGGGGAUUGAGAAAUGGUUUGAAUUCGCUGAGAACGAAACGAGCAAAACCAUACCUUUAGCCUCUCUGAUAAAUGAUCUGAUAGAGGAACCUUCAGAGGUGUUCACUGUCGUCAUCAAAGGCCCAGAUCUCAAGGACAACAUCACCGUCCACGUGACAAUCAAAGACAAUGACACUCCGGAUCCCUUCCACUGUGGUCGUGGUAAGAGUCAACCCUGUCUCAACAGCGGUACCUGCACAGACGAAGGCUGUCACCCAUCCACUGGCUUCUGCAACUGUACAUCUGGGUUUUCUGGGGUCAACUGUGGAAUCAAUGGCACCGUGUCUACAUGCAACCAAGCGUGCGUGAACGGAACGUGUGUGAACGGUGCAUGCAUCUGUGAUCCCGGCUUUGCAGGAGAGCUAUGUGACAAAAAUGCCUAUUAUCACCAGUGCAAUCCUACCAACUUCAGUGUCUGUAUCACGCCUUUCUCCCUCGACACAUUUUGUGGAGAGGUGUACGUCAAAAACUUCCAGAAUGUCCCCGACUGCAACCUGACACUGGCCCCUAACCCAGCUGAUCCAAGCGACGGCAUCGUGGACUGGUGCAAGGGCUAUGGUGCCGCAAUUCCCUACAACGGCACGUGUGGUGAACUGGGACCAACUUUCGACGGAAACUACACUUCGUACGAGCUCUCGCUGUUGGUGCAAUACACUCCCGGCAUUAAAUCAUGCACCGAUGAGAAGGUGACCUUCACCUGUCGAUACGACAACAACUCCCUGCAUAUCGUCAAUACCUAUGACGUUGACCCUAACAGCUUCCAUGAUGGAUCAGUCGUACGCGAGACGGCAAACUAUGUUCCAGCUAUUCUGACCUCCACGGCAGCAGACGGAAGUUCCCUGACCCCGCCCCUGGCUCUCGGUACCACAGUGAAGAUAUGUAUCUCCGUUAAAGAAAUACCCGGUUUCCACGGUAUUGUUAUCCACAAAAUCACCGUUCACAACAACAGACCGAUCCCAGACAAGAGAUCGAUUACUCUGUACGAUAAGGGAUGCAUUCCUGAUACAGCAGCUGGAAUACUCACCGUGUCGCCAUUCUUCACCCCAACCGGAGAGAAACAUACCAUUUGCUUUGCAAUCAGAAUAUUUGUGUUUGAUCAUGAUAUUUACCUGGCCAAUCCUGCCCUAGCCGUCAAAGUCUAUUUCAAAGUCGUGGGGCAUGAUGCCUUGUCUGGAGCCGUAUUGCCGACAUGUGGAAGCAGGAAGAAGAGACAGGCUGAUGACGACGAAAAGUCUUUGUCAACAACAUUCACGAUCACUAUCACUGAUGGAGGUGAAAAAGCAGUCAGGACAAGCCUUGAUAGAUCUACUGACAACAAGUCCGUGAUGGUUCCAAUCGUGGUUGGUCUUGGGUCCCUCGCCAUCGCCGUGGCCGUCGUCGCAAUCGCCGUUGGGUUCAUCAUCUCCAAACGAAGACGAAGGUCGAAAUUGACAGAAAAAGAUGAUCUCUCCUACUCGAGUCGAUAAACAGUCCACUUCCUCAAGAACCUGAACUAGUAAACCUAUGAUCGCAUCCACCAACUGUUUUUCGGGGCGCCCAUUCGCCUAAAGUCAUACGACUUUGCAAUAUAACAUUUUGUAGCAACGGAUAAGUUAUAUUUUUAAACAUUAGAAACAUUCGUAUCGGUGCGUUCGUGUACGCAAAGGAUGCGUCAAAAGAAUAGAUGUAUCAAUUGUUUCGUUUUGAACCAUGCACGUGGUUGCUUGUUCUUGCAAAUGCUCUUCCGAAAUUGCUAUUUAAGGGUAGUCUCAACUGCAAUGUUUCCAAAUGUCCUAUUUUUAUCAUUCGACUUUAAGUCUUUACCCGAAAGAUAAGUCGUGAAGUAAGUUGUGUGUUAGGAUAUAUGUUUUUAAACUCGUGUUGUAGGUCGCUUCAGAAUGUUUUCGGUGAAUGUGUCAAGAAAUGAAACACAAAACAAUUGUUAUGGACGAGAAUAUAGACCGAGAAAAUAUCAUUAAAGGCCCAUUUUACUUGUCUGUUUUUUUAUUUUAUUA
This is a messenger RNA of Haliotis rufescens (red abalone), 2607 nucleotides long. RefSeq lists its product as uncharacterized. Lineage: Eukaryota; Metazoa; Mollusca; Gastropoda; Lepetellida; Haliotidae. The transcript has 15 exons. Gene Ontology annotation, biological process: cell communication. Bases 1 to 2079 code for a protein of 692 amino acids. Gene Ontology annotation, molecular function: Notch binding. The record is from RefSeq and is a predicted model, not a curated record. Gene Ontology annotation, cellular component: membrane.